Rhopilema esculentum is the source of this 3544-nucleotide messenger RNA. RefSeq names its product denticleless protein homolog. Gene Ontology annotation, cellular component: nucleus. Lineage: Eukaryota; Metazoa; Cnidaria; Scyphozoa; Rhizostomeae; Rhizostomatidae. Gene Ontology annotation, molecular function: protein binding; protein-macromolecule adaptor activity. Gene Ontology annotation, biological process: mitotic G2 DNA damage checkpoint signaling; proteasome-mediated ubiquitin-dependent protein catabolic process. The record is from RefSeq and is a predicted model, not a curated record.
AUCUUGGGGGUAAAAACUUCGGAGAAUGGCAAAAUCUACUUUUAACGUCGGGUAUGACGAAGUUAUUCUCGAUCAGCUUCUGAACAUAGACGAUCUUGCCUUUGAUCAAUAUCCAACGGAUAUGCUUUGAGUAAUGUCAGACAAAAAGCGCUUUAGUGUGCAAUUUUUUUUCACUUUUUCGUGUUAACUUCAAGGUUAAUUUUUACUCCAACGUUCCAAUAGCGCAUUUUGCAAUGCACUCGACUCAAAUUCUAGCGGUUCGGAAUUCUGACGGGCUCUCCACCUGAGCCAAUGAUCAGUGCAAAAACAACAACCGACUUUCAAAUGCUCAACUGCUACAAGAGAAGAUUGUAACCUGACAAUCAAGAAAAGAAAAGCGCAAAGUCUGAUUGUGAGUGAGUUGAACAAAUAAAAAUCUCCUUAAAGUAUCUUCUAUGUAGAGAAAGGAUUUAUUUUGCAAAGUAUAUUCGAAACCUACAGUUUCAGAAAAAUCAGCUGCUGAAAAGUGUCCUCUUGAAUCCUUUUUUAUUUAUUUAGGGAAUCAAUGUUGGCAGAGGUGCCGUGCCAUGGAGGGUACUUGGGGCCUUAACCGUCCUUGUUAUAAUUCAGAGAUAUUUGGUGGUGGAUAGCCCCCUUAACCAGUAUAUGUUCAGUUCGGCGAAUUCCAUCUUGGCAAUGAGAAUUAACCUUGUUGUCUACAGCACAGCCCCUUUUUCACACCCCCCAACUCCCUGGUGGGCCAAUGUAGUUAGUUACAUUUGCUUGCCCCUGGGUUGGGCGGAUGUUCUGGGUUGGACGCUGACGCUCCAAAACGAAGAGCCUCUCUCUGCAACAUUCAUAACGAGGCUUUACAAAUUUUGGCGCGCUUUGUAGGUGUUCCAUUCGGAAGGGAUGAGUAAAAAUUUUACUUUUCUAAAGAAUCAAGUGUUUACCAUUUAGUUGGUAAUGGCUGUACCUUCUUGGUUGCGAUCAAGGGAGACUAUUCCAAGUGUUAAUAUCGGAAGAGGGAGAUAUCUUGAAAAAGUCAUUAAUGGAUUUGAAUGUUAUUAUCAAGAUGAGUAUCAUGUGCAUGGAGAAAUGGGGAUGGCACUGCCACCAUUCACAGCAAAGUUUAGCCAAGGAUUAUUGAAUGGCCAUUUGCUUGGGGUAGCAGAUGAAGAUGGAAACAUUCAGCUGAUUGAUUCAAGAAAACAGAAGAUAAAUUCUGUAAUAAAAGGUUGGUCAGCACAUUCAAAUGCCAUUUUUGACAUUGCAUGGGUUGGCAAUGAACCAAAACUUGUAACAGCCUCUGGUGAUCAAACAGCUCGUCUUUGGGAUGUUGAGAAAGCCGAGACCCUGGGAAUUUUUAGAGGACACACAUGUAGCCUUAAAUCAAUUAAUUUACAAUUCAGAAGUUCUUCUGUCUUUGCGACGGGUGCACGAGAUGGAAAAAUAAUGUUGUGGGAUACGCGAUGUCACAUGAAAAAUGGCUAUUAUGGACCGAUAAAUGUUAUCCACGGUGCUCACGUUCGUGUAGAGAAAAAUUCAUUGCAUAUUAAUAGCAGGAAAAGAAAGCCGAGAAGAGCUUCUGUUUUAUCAUCUGAUUCUAAACAAAGUGUCACUGCAGUUGUAUUUCAAGAUGAGAAUAUCAUCAUAUCAUCCGGAGCUUGUGAUGGCACAAUCAAAAUGUGGGACAUACGAAAGAACUACAGUGCUUUUAAAGAAGCUCCAAUUGCAUAUCACAUGAUUCCAUACCCAGAUCAAUCUGCGUCGAGGAAACAUGGAUACAGCUCUCUUGUUCUGGAUUCAACUUCAUCUCGGCUUUUCGCAACCUGCAUCAAUGACGUCAUUUAUGCUUAUCAUUCGUCAAAUCUGGCUACCCGACCGUUUGCGAGCUUCUAUGGUCAUCAAUCGUCUACUUUCUACAUUAAAUCGUCAAUGAGCCCUGACGACAGGUUUCUCCUCUCUGGAUCUGGAGAUGACAACUGCUAUGUAUUCAAGGUAGACGAGCCUCACCAGCCCCCUUGGGUUCUCAAAGGUCACGUAGGAGAAGUUACAAGCGUUUCCUGGUGUCCGUCUGACUUAUCAAAGAUAGCGACAUGCUCUGAUGACAAUACCUUUAGAAUCUGGAGGUCAUUAAGCAAGUUUAAGCCAUCAAAUGGUGCUGCAAAUAAGCAAAUUGGAGCUUGUGUCCGGGAAGGCUCGAUUCAGCAUUUGGCUUCACAGGAGCAGAUGUUUUAUACUAACAAUAGACUGAACAUUCGAUUCAGAGACAUUUCUAGCACAUGUAAACCAAAUAUGAAUGGAUUGAUGAGAACGCCUAAAACACCGACAUUUUUAGACGAUUCCGUAGAUUCGAUGUCCUGUGGUUCUCUCACUAGCGCAGAAAGUCCAGACGUACCAGCUAAGCGUUGUAAAGGUAUAUUUUCCACUCCAAAGGGACAAACAGAGCCACCCAUCAUUGUGACGCCAUCCAGUACCCCUAAGAACUCUCGUUUGCUUUUGGAAAAAUGGCUGAAGGCGAGUCCCAGUCCGUCACCUGUUGGAGUUUCACCAGAAACAAAUAAAAGUCUUCGAAAUACACUGAAACAGAAAAACAGUGAUAGAAAAGUUUCCGAUCACACUCCGAGAAGAAAAAUUAUUCUUUGUGCUAGGCCAUCUUCGGAGCCAAAAGUGUUCAAAAGAAAGAAUAUAAAAACCGGAACCCUAACGCGAUCAGCAGCUAAAAGAAAACUUGUCAGCGAUGACAAGGAGAACCCUCCAUCGAAAACUAUUAGAAUGUGUUUUGACCAAGCAAGACUGUCUCCGAAAUUAGAUAAGGAAAAAAACGAGUUUGAAGAUAAAAAAGACGAUCCGGUUUCAUCAGCCAGGAGAAGAAGACCGUUAAGUAAUAACCAAGAAAGAGACAUUUUAGAUCAGCUAGACGAAUUACCUGAAGAUGAGGAAUUCGACAAGGAAAAGUCACCCAAAGGGCAAAUUUAGUCAAGUGUAUAUUCACGAUUGACUGUCGUUGCAGUCACUCCAAGGGGUUUUCAGCAGUGAAAUACUUUAAAACGUGGUGUGUUUGCCAAAAAGUUUCGUAACAACACAAAAGAGUCUUUCGUGAAACAUCUGCGCGUCCUUCGACUGAAUGGAAACACCAUGGAUCCUGGCGAUUUUUACAUCACAGUAUCGUCUGUUCUUGCUAUUAAACUCCGAUCCUGGAAACCUCGCCAACAUAAUUACAAAGACUCUGCGGGAACAAUCGCCAAAAAGUGGUCACUCAGUUAUAUCUUCCUUGUGAUUCACUUAUACCCUACUUUUCCUCGCUAAAUUAUUUUUUAAUUCGCAUUCCCUGUUCACAUUUUUAUGAACCUUUGAUUUACUGUCAAGCUUUUUCAAAAUGUUGCGAAAUUUUCACUUGUUUUAAGAAAACCGUUCAUUAAAUGUUUUUUCUAUGGUUGUAGCUGUUCAACUUUGAAGAUUAUCAUUAUUUUUACAAUAUUCAGAUGCUGUAUCUAUCCUUGAUAUAUUAUUAUUGUUAUUUAUCCUAAUUUAAGAUCGAUAUGAGAGACAGAAGCCAUAA